GCCUGCAAGUCUUCUCGAAUGUUCAACGUGAAAGUUUCUACAUGGUUCACUGUAGAUUUAUAAUUUCCAACUGUUUUACUAUAAGAUAAUGGCUGUAUUUGCCCUGUAAACAACGCAAUUGACAAUUGACAUCCUGUCUAAUUUAUUUGCAUAUAUAAUUGGUGUUUUACGUGUUAAGCUGUAUGUUGGUUGAAUACUGCACCUCAAUCACCUGUCUGAAAAAUGCCUACAACAUACUCUCGGAAACUGGACAUUAGCAAGAUUCUGAUUAUCUUAUGCCAUUUUGCCUUGAGAGCAUAGGACAAAACCAUCAAUCGAUCUCAAAGUAUUGUUUCUCUCUUGGAGGUGUGACAAUAGUUACAAUACUCUGCUACUUAUCAAGAGACGCCAUCAUUUCUUGUGGAUGUGUGGACAUAAAGGUCUCCAUGAGAUGUCUGACAAUGUGGAUAUAGCCGGGGACAUCUUCAAGAAUACCAAAAGGCCUUGAUCCAUUUUGUCUUCCUUUCUUUUUCUUUCCGCAUUUUUCAUCAAAUACGUGGUUUCAAAUGGUAUAUAUAUCAACUUGCUAAAGGUGGUUAAUGCUACUCCUAGAGGAUUCUCUCUGCACCACUCCACCUAGCUUGAAACAGCAAUGAACAUUAAGCUGGACAAUGUAGUGAAGCUGUAAUGGACUAUGAAUUAUCGUUGUCAGCAACUAACUUGCUUGAUCGUGACAUUAUGUCAAAGAGUGAUCCUAUGGUUGUGGUUUAUGUGAAGAAAGGAGAUGGUAAGCUACAGGAACUAGGGAGAACUGAAGUAAUACUGAAUAGUUUGAAACCAGUGUGGAUUGAGAAAAUCACAGUCUCAUAUCAGUUCGAGAUUGUGCAGCCAUUGAUAUUUCAUGUCUAUGAUGUCGAUACAAAAUAUCACAACGUAAAUGUAAAGACACUGAAGUUGGAGGAUCAAGAAUUUCUUGGGGAAGGUAGUUGCGUUCUUUCAGAGAUAGUGACCAAACAAAGUCGAAGUUUAACCUUGAAUCUGCAUAACAGAAGUGGGCGUGGCUUAGGAACACUCACUGUCCAUACUGAAGAAACUAUGGCUUCGAAGAGUGUUGUUGAGAUAAAAUUCUGUUGUUCACAAUUAGAAAACAAAGACCUCUUCUCUAAAAGUGAUCCUUUCUUAAGAGUAUCUAGAAUUGUUGAGAGUGGAGGUUCUGUUCCAAUUUGCAAGACUGAAGUAGUGGAUAACAAUUUAAAUCCAAUUUGGAAACCACUAUCCCUCAGUAUGCAGCAGUUUGGAAGCAAGGAUAAUCCAUUAGUCAUCGAAUGCUUUGAUUUCAACAGCAAUGGCAAUCAUGUUCUUAUUGGGAAACUUCAAAAAUCAGUGGCAGACCUGGAGAGAUUAUACAAAGAAAGAAGUGGGGUGAAUUUCGUCAUUCCAUCUUCUCAUGGUCAUGAAAAGGUUUCAAAGGGUCAGUUGUUUGUGGAUCAAUUUAAUGAGAAGCAACAGUUCAGCUUUCUCGAUUAUAUUUCCAGUGGAUUUGAACUUAACUUCAUGGUUGCCGUUGACUUUACGGCUUCAAAUGGAAAUCCUCAACAACAUGAUUCGUUGCACUACAUUGAUCCGUAUGGCCGAUUAAAUUCUUACCAGCAGGCAGUAACAGAAGUUGGGGAAGUCAUUCAGUUUUAUGAUACUGACAAACGCUUUCCUGCUUGGGGCUUUGGAGGAAGGACAGCUGGAGGACCUGUAUCGCACUGUUUUAACUUGGAUGGAACUGCAACUGGCUUUGAGGUUGAAGGGGUUCAAGGCAUAAUGACUGCGUAUGCCAGUGCCCUACACAAUGUUUCUCUAUCAGGACCCACUUCGUUUGGCCCAGUGGUUAAUAGGGCUGCAGAGAUUGCUGGCAAUUCUCUAUUCCACAACAACAAUAAGUACUAUGUGCUACUGAUCAUUACGGAUGGGAUACUUACAGACCUGCAGGAAACAACAGAUGCUUUGGUGAGGGCAUCUGAUCUUCCCCUCUCAGUUCUUAUAGUUGGAGUGGGAAGUGCGGAUUUCAAACAAAUGGAGAUUCUCGAUGCUGACAAUGGACAGCGAUUAUCAAGUUCAACAGGCCGUGUGGCUACCAGAGACAUUGUACAAUUUGUUCCUAUGAGAGAAGUGCAGAGUGGGCGCAUUUCUGCUGUUCAAUCGCUUCUCGAAGAGCUGCCUGGACAGUUCUUGAGUUACAUGCGCUGCAGAGACGUCAUGCCUCUCACUGUCCAUGCAGCCCAAUCAUCUGCUCCACAACUUUAGAAUAGGACAAGCACAGCAUCGUGAAGUUCGUUGAAAGAUAUAGUCGAUAUGAAACGCUGAUCUCAUAAAUCUAAAAUAUUCUUUGUCAA
Messenger RNA from Rosa rugosa (rugosa rose), 2363 nucleotides. RefSeq names its product protein BONZAI 3-like. The transcript has 16 exons. The record is from RefSeq and is a predicted model, not a curated record. Lineage: Eukaryota; Viridiplantae; Streptophyta; Magnoliopsida; Rosales; Rosaceae. Gene Ontology annotation, cellular component: plasma membrane. Gene Ontology annotation, molecular function: calcium-dependent phospholipid binding. The coding region runs from base 667 to 2274 and encodes 535 amino acids. Gene Ontology annotation, biological process: cellular response to calcium ion.